UUGUGAAUCAUCUGUGUAAAUUUAUAUUUCUGCUAAAAUGUGUUUUAUCAUCUUUAUGUAUUUCUGCUACAAAAUGUAAUUUUAUUUUUUUCUUAGCGAAGUGUCACAGGUGGUUUAGGAUCAGCUCAAUCUGAAAUUAUGGCUGAUACUGCAGUUGCUUUGGCUUCAUCAAAUGUUCAAUUAGUUGCUCUAAAAGUCAUUAGCAGAUUGUGUCGUGUUAUUGAAAAAACCUGCACAUCACCAACACCAACUUUAGAGCAGCAUUUAAUGUGGGAUGACAUUGCUAUAUUGGCUCGAUAUCUUCUUAUGUUAUCUUUCAACAAUUCCUUGGAUGUUGCAAGCCAUCUACCUUAUUUAUUUCACAUUGUAACCUUACUGGUUCAUACUGGACCCGUGUCCCUACGAGCUUCUAUUCAUGGUUUAGUCAUAAACAUUAUUCAUUCCCUUUGCACCUGUACAAAGCCAUCUUUUGGAGAAACACAGCGAGUUCUUAGGCUAAGUUUGGAUGAAUUUUCUCUUCCAAAAUUUUAUUUGCUGUUUGGUAUAAGCAAAGUCAAGUCAGCUGCAGUGACAGCUUUUCGUUCUAAUUGCCGUCAUGUGGAUCGAUCGUUUGGCUGCUCUACUUCUGAUAAUGAACCCAUGCCAUUAGCCUCUUUAGAAAUAAUCACAGAUGCUAUUUUAGAAAUAAUGGAGGCAUGUAUGAAAAAUAUAAAUAAUUGUGAUUGGUUACAACAGUGGACUUCUCUUGCUAAAAGCUUUGCUUUUCGAUAUAAUCCUGCCCUCCAGCCAAGAGCACUCAUAGUAUUUGGUUGCAUUAGCAAAACAGUGCGUGAUUUAGAUGUUAAGCAGCUCCUCAGAAUUCUUGUGCGGGCAUUAGAAUCAUUCCAAGAUUUGCAGCUAAUAGAAGCUAUUAUUAUGUGUCUUACACGGUUGCAUCCUUUGUUAAGGCCUGAAUCGCCCAUACACAGAGCUCUCUUUUGGGUAUCUAUAUCUGUAUUGCAGUUAGAUGAUAUGGCUUUGUAUGCUGCAGGUUUGGCACUGUUAGAACAAAAUUUACACACCCUUGAUUCUCAGGGAAUUUUUGAGAAUAAUACACUGGAAUAUAUUAUGAUGUCCAGCAGAGAACCUUUAGAGUGGCAUUUUAAGCAGCUGGAUCACUCAGUUGGGCUGAGUUUCAAAUCAAACUUUCAUUUUGCUCUAGUUGGACAUUUGAUCAAAGGUUUCCGACAUCCUACUCCAACUACAGUUUCUAGGACAACUAGAGUUUUAAACACUUUGUUAGGGAUUGUAGCUAAACCCCAUAAAAGGGACAAAUUUGAAGUCACCCCUGAAAGCGUUGCUUAUUUAGCAGCACUUGUCUCUGUAUCUGAAGAAGUGCGUAGCAGGUGCCAUUUGAAACACAGAAUCACUCGAGUUGUGUCUGAGUCCCCAAGUGCAGAAGCAUUUGUCACGGAACUCCAUCCCGCUGUUUCUCCUCAAGUGUCGACGUCUCCAAGUAAUCCCAGUCCUCCAACUCCAUCCCCAUCUUCUAAUUCUGCACAGACUUCCCCUCAUGGUCAGCCUUCUAAUAAUGGUAUUCAGAGCACACUACCUGUAACUCCAGUAAAUAGGAGGCAUAAAUCAUGGGACACACUGGACCAGAAUGCCUUGUUUCAAGCAAAGCAAAACAAACAGCCUCAACCAAAAGAAAAUAAGUUCUGGCGUAGCUUAGAUAUUGAUGCACAAAAUAUGCGUCCUCGGUUUAAAACACAACGUAGUAGUUCUAUGCCGACACCUAAGGCUCAAAAGAGUGAAGAUGGAGGAAGAAUAUCUCCUGGCUUAGAUGACCAAGAUGAUAACUCUACAACUCACAAAGAAAACGCAUCCAGAGUUUCCAAUGAAGACAAUGUUCUGUUAGAUCCAGAAGUUCUUGUUGAUUUCCCAACUCAAGCAUUAGUUCUCACUGUUUUGGCAACAUUAGUCAGGAAUACCACUGAUGAAAAUGAAAUGCAGAUUUUAUAUGAAUACUUAGCUGAAGCUUCUGUUGUGUUUGCUCGUGUUUUCCCAGUGAUGUAUGUAUGAACAUUAUUAAGACUAUAUACAUUUUGUUACACUGUGAAACUUUUAAUUUUGCAUUAUGUAAUUUGCAAUUUGCAUAAAAUA
Molecule: messenger RNA, 2142 nt
Organism: Stegodyphus dumicola
Lineage: Eukaryota; Metazoa; Arthropoda; Arachnida; Araneae; Eresidae
Gene: Nf1
Product: neurofibromin 1
Biological process (GO): regulation of GTPase activity
Source: RefSeq, a predicted model, not a curated record